AGUAACAUGCCGGUUGGCCCUCAUUUCCGUAUUAUUAAAAGGAAGCACAAGGGCAUACUGAACAGUGAUCUUUUGGAGUUGAGGAAUUAGAAAUGUCUCGGCUACUAAACUCAAAAUUGAAGGGGUUCCUAGUUACCCAAAUCAGGAUGUCAUCCGAGCAGCUGGGUGAGCUGGGCAAAGGAGCUGGAAAGGGCGGAGGAGGUGGGGGGACCGUGCGGGAGGCUGGAGGAGCCUUUGGCAAGAGGCAAGUGGCUGAAGAAGAGCGAUACUUCAAGCGUAAGGAGCAGGAGCAGCUGGCUGCGCUGCGAAGACAUCACGAGGAGGAGAUCGACCACCACAAGAAGGAAAUUGAGCGCCUGCAGCGAGAAAUCGAUCGCCACAAGGGCAAGAUCAGGAAACUGAAGCACGACGACUGAGCUUCACUUACACUCCCGUACGGCUUGGUCCGUGCCAAACUUCACCUAUUCCGCAUGCUGCCAUCUUGGACAGCUUCCUUCAUGUUUGACUGUUCAUUGGUUCAAUAAAAUAAACAGUACAUAUA
This is a messenger RNA of Conger conger (European conger), 541 nucleotides long. Its product is annotated as ATPase inhibitor B, mitochondrial-like. The coding region runs from base 93 to 416 and encodes 107 amino acids. Gene Ontology annotation, cellular component: mitochondrion. Lineage: Eukaryota; Metazoa; Chordata; Actinopteri; Anguilliformes; Congridae. Gene Ontology annotation, biological process: negative regulation of ATP-dependent activity. The record is from RefSeq and is a predicted model, not a curated record. Gene Ontology annotation, molecular function: ATPase inhibitor activity. The transcript is spliced from 3 exons.